UCCCAUCGACCUUGACCUCUCAUUUGUUGAUAUAUCCAUAGCGCCAUGGCAAGGUUUCAGAAAGAUGAACUAGGUUAAGGUGAUCCCACCCCAGGAUCUUUGUGAUCACUGAAUCACAGGAUCAAACAUCAUGACCAAGAGCUUGUUUGCAGUUCUUGGCGUGAAGCCAGGGGCAACAGAGGAUGAGAUAAAAAAAUCAUACCGGAAUCUUGCCCGGAAGUACCAUCCUGACAAAAACAAAGAACCUGGUGCUGAAGAAAAGUUCAAGGAAAUCUCUGCAGCAUAUGAUCAUUUAAAAAGUGCUGAUCGACGGGAAAUGCAUGAAAGACAGGUCAACAAACCAAAAGAAGAGCCCAAAAAGUCCUUCACCAAAUCAAAGCCAGGUGGUAGUUACAACACAACCUUUACAUCAUCUGCAGGAAAAGAUGAUGGCAAAGCAUACAGUGGCGCAUACUCAAAACCUGCUGGGACUGGGAGUCACACAUUUACCUCACCAGAUGAAGAUUUCAAUUUUACAUUUUUCUCAUCAAAAAAUUCAAACAGAAAAAGUAAACAGAAAAAAAAUAAAAGCAAAACACAGAAACCAUGGAGCCAGGAUUGGAACAUCCCGGAUGAUGCUUUUCCUGGAGACUUUGAGGCUGGCUUUCCAGGAUUUGGUUCAAAUUCUGGAACAUUUUCCUUUGCUUUUAAAUCUUUUGUUGAUGACCUGGAUGCACACUUCUCAACGUUUUUUGCUAAGAGCCCAUUCGAUUUUUCAACAUUUCAUGGUGGAAUGGAUCCUUUUGAUGACAUAUUUGUUGGCAAAGCAAACAAGCAUCAAAAGAAAUCACACAGCAAGAAGGAGAAGCAAAACAUUGCACCAGAGCAUGGUUACAAUGGUGGAUUAAGUGGCGAAUACAUAUUUUCUCCUCGACAGAAUACUGAACCAUCAUCUGAUGAGGACAAUGAGCCAGGAUUCCGAUUCAGUUCCGAUUCUGAAGAUGAUGAUGGCUAUUCAGAACCAAGAUUCAAGUGUUCGUUUUGUGGGAAAAGGUUGAAGCUGGAGGCAUUAAAUGCUCACGAACCUGCAUGUGAGAGUAGACAAAGAAAGGCCCCGUUUGAAGACAAUCCUUUUGGGGGUCGUUAUGCAAAGCCUAAUGGGAAAGACUGGCGAGACACACAUGAAGAUUUACUGAGAAACAUACGUCGUGCCAGACGAGCUGCAAAAAUGACGAAGGAUGACAGUGACUUAGGGCCUGUGGUGUGUAGAUAUUGCGGCCGGUCAUUCAGUAAGACUGCUGCUGACCAUCAUAUCCCAUUCUGUGAGAAGUGGACGAAAGAUCAUGGGACACCCCUCAACCCCCAAAGUAAAUCAGCUGGCACCAGUACAGGCAGCAAGCAGGAACGUGCCAAGGAGUAUUCACGUUCUGUUCCAAAGCCGAAGUUUAGAGCUGACACAGAACACAAUGUAACCUCACCACGAUCUGAUUGGAGCAAGACAAGUUUUCCUGAUCCUUAUUCAGGACAAAGGAGGGAGACCAUGGACGAGCCAUACAUUUUCAGCGGUGCGGGACUGAGCUCACCACGCUCCACCAAACCUCCUCCCCGAGCCAGGCCAAGGACCCCCAGAUUUAAUGAUACCCCUCCAAAAGAAGAUGUAAAAUUCCCAGCUCCUAAAGGACCUACAACUUCAAAUCGAGUGCACAGGGAACGCAAGCCUUCAAUGAAUGUUAGAUUUUCAACGUGAUGGAGAUCAGCAUCACAUAGCCAGGAGAGAUGAACACUGCUGACAUUUUCUUGUUUGUGUGAAAUUUUAUCCAGAGUUUGUUCCUUAUGAAUAAUUUCCUAGACAUGAUUUUGCAUACAGUUAUGAUAUGGGACACAGCUCGAAUUCUUUUUAUUUCUUAAUUAUCUCCUUGGAAACAUUUUUUGUAAAAUGUUCUCAGAUUUUGUUUCAUUAAAUGAAUUUAUUUACAAGUAAAGCACCAAGAUGAAGAAGAGGUAAUGAGAUUAUUUAUUGGCCGAUUAAUUUUAAUAAAUAUACGAAAGUCAACUUCACUAUUGUAAUAGGAGCUCCUUAACUUGCAAUUUAUACAGUUAAGUGCAGCAGACUGUUUUCUCCAUGAUACAAAAUACAUUUUCAGGAGACAAAUGCCUUGUUCUACUUUGGAGGUUAAACAAUAUUUCUGUUAUAUCUUAAAGUUGAGUUAUUGCAGUGGAAAAAAGGAGAUUAAAAUUGAUGUGUCAUUAUUUCUUUUUCUCCUCCGAUCAAUGAAGUUGAUGGGGGAUAUAGAAAUUGUCCAUCCAUCCGUGCACCUCAAGGAAAAUGUUAAGUCUUGGUAACCGUGUUCGAUGACAUUUUAUGGAACACAUGUUGUGGAUGCUAAAUGACCUAAAUCCUAUGCUAACAUCACUUAAUUGAUGUCACAUGAUGAAGACUGUUAUCUGUACAUGUGUAACAUAUGAUUUAAGUGCUGCCUGAUAUAAUGGUCACUCUAUGAAACACGUGUGGUUGAUGCUGAAUUUGAAUUCAGUGACUUGUUUAAGAAGAAAUGUUCUAUGUAUAAGCUGAAGAAGAAAUUGUUUUGUCCGGGUACCUAGAAUUGCUUGAUUACACAGUUAAAUAUGUUUGUAAACUCAAUAUGUUUGUCAUCACUUUGCGGCAUUUAAAAUACAAGUGUUCAUGUUUGCACUUACCUUAAUACACUGAGAUGAUUCCUAAAGGGAUAUAGCAAUAUUAUAGCACUCUGUACCCAUUCAAAGUUGUGUUGUAUGCUACAUCCUAACUUGGGUGUAUAAUCCUGACUUGUUGACAUCAUCUGGUUAUUGCUGUUGUGAAAAAAAUUGAACCAGCUAUAAAUCCUGAUUAUUGAUACAUGAA
This is a messenger RNA of Mizuhopecten yessoensis (Yesso scallop), 2860 nucleotides long. RefSeq lists its product as uncharacterized. Gene Ontology annotation, cellular component: cytoplasm. Bases 131 to 1726 code for a protein of 531 amino acids. The transcript is spliced from 9 exons. The record is from RefSeq and is a predicted model, not a curated record. NCBI's taxonomy places the organism in Eukaryota, Metazoa, Mollusca, Bivalvia, Pectinida, Pectinidae. Gene Ontology annotation, biological process: protein refolding.